AUGCCGGUGGGUGUUGUGGCGGAGGCGGCGCCCGCGGCGUCCAGCAGCGGCGUCGGGCUCGAGGCGAUCGCCUCGUCCAACAUGGCGCCGUUCCUGACGAAGCUGUUUGACAUCGUCUCCGCGACGACGACAGACCGCUGCAUCGCGUGGACAUCGCGCGGCGAUUCGUUUGUCAUCUCGGACCCGGACGGCUUCGCGCGUGACAUCCUCCCCACAUACUUCAAGCACAACAACAUCCGCUCUUUUGUCCGCCAGCUCAACACGAAGACUAGGUUUUUUCUGCGAAUCCCCAAAAUCUUUCCGGGGCUGCGCCGCGGUUUUCGAUUUUGA
Emiliania huxleyi CCMP1516 is the source of this 330-nucleotide messenger RNA. RefSeq lists its product as hypothetical. Lineage: Eukaryota; Haptophyta; Isochrysidales; Noelaerhabdaceae. The coding region runs from base 1 to 330 and encodes 109 amino acids. The transcript is spliced from 3 exons. The record is from RefSeq and is a predicted model, not a curated record. Gene Ontology annotation, molecular function: DNA-binding transcription factor activity; RNA polymerase II cis-regulatory region sequence-specific DNA binding. Gene Ontology annotation, biological process: regulation of transcription by RNA polymerase II. Gene Ontology annotation, cellular component: nucleus.